UUUUUGGGUACUAUUUUAACUCCGCGCAUUUUGAACUGCGUUUGGAGAUACUUGUCGGUAGCUUGAACUCCUUCUGGUAUCAAAAACCAGCUUAAAUGGCUUUAAUGGAUGACAAGACUAACAGAGAUCCACAGCUCAGCCAGCUGGUACAGUCAAUAGCGUCGUCUUCGCUUAUUUCGGACAACUCUAUGUCUUUGCAAGCCUCCAUCGACUCAUCCUCACUUACACUCACGGCUGGAUUGGACGAUGCAGAGAGUAUAGAACAACUUGGCCCAAUCAUUAAGCAGAUUUCCGAGUCACAGAAGCAAGAAGCAUUCAUCGACCAAUUAGACGCAUUCAUUCGAAAAAAGGAUGGUGAAAUAGAACGCAUGUGCAAUGCAAACUAUCAGGAGUUUGUGAACUCGGUUGAUCAACUUUUGAAGGUUCGACAAGGCUCUUUGUCGUUGAAGCGCAACAUCGCCGAUUUGAACAAAUCACUUCGUACGACAGGAGACGACUUGGCCGACAAGAAAAUGGAGUUGUUGGAAGCUCGAAAGGUUCAAAAUAACCUGGAGAAGGCAAUGGAUUCGAUACAAGAUAGUUUAAUCGUACUUGAAUUAGCGGAAUCAGUAAGGCUCAAAAUGGAAAAUGGAAAGCAUUAUGCUGCUCUUAAGAUUCUAGACCGCCUGCAAACCCAACAUCUGAAAAAUGUUGCUCAGUACGGCUUUGCUAAGUAUUUGGAGGAAAGCGUACCCGUCAUGCAAAAUAUGAUCAAGGAAUCCGUUACGGCACAAUUGAAAGAAUGGCUUUACAAGCUAAGAAGUACGUCGAGGAAAAUCGGAAUGUUGGCAAUGAAAUACAUGCAAGAAAGACAAGAUAGGUGGCGACAAAGAACGGCUGAGAACCCCAAACUUAAAAGUCUUCAGCAUCACAACGUCAAUUCCGCGAUUGAAAUGGUUGUAAAUGAAGGCAACGAGUCCAACAUCUUGGAUGAGGUCGAUAUAGACUUCGAACCCUUAUACAGAUGCAUUCAUGUGUACAACACUCUAGGAACUCAAAACGAAUUCAAGAACUCCUAUGAAGAGGAUCGAAGAGCACAAGCCAAUUUAGCCUUGAAUAUGCCCAUCAAUUUGCGCGAUGGCAAUAUGGAUAGCUUCGAAACACUUCUUCAAGAUAUCGUUGGAUUUUUCAUCAUUGAGCAUGUCAUUAUGCAUAGCACCACCGAUUUCCGUAGCCAAGCAGAGGUCGAUGCCCUCUGGGAAAUGGUUACUACCAAGGUUAUCGCCGUCAUCUCUCAUAGUUUGCAUGGCUGUCGCGAUCCAGAGUUGUUUUUGCAAAUCAAGUACAGUCUACUCAUUUUCAAUCAAACACUGGAGGGCUUUAACUAUCCAGUGAAAAAUUUGCAAGAGACUCUUCUUACCCUGUUCCAGCGAUACUCUGAAUUACUGAUCAAUCAGUACAGCGAAAACUUUGAGAAGAUUGUCCAAGAAGAUGAAUGUAUGCCAAUGACCGUCAAUAACCAAGAAGAUUUGGAUGAAGUAAUGCAAUAUACGCGAUAUCAACCCGAUCGUGAUAUACUUAAACAAUAUGGUUUCCCUUUUACUUUGCCAUUUUCAAAAGUAUUUCCUACGUGCUGUCGAGAUGUCAGCAUUUUUGUUCAUCAGUUCUAUCAAUUUGCUGAAGGCUUUUCCCAAACGCACGGAGAAAUGGACGAAAUCCUCAAAAAGGCGGUGGAUAGUCUUCUCAUCACCAAAGUCAAUGCUAUUUUGCUCAAGAAAUUGGAAUCAACCAAUUUGUCACAGAUUGUGCAGAUUAUCAUCAAUAUCGAGUACUUUGAGUCUACUUGUCCAGACUUUGAAAUGCUGCUUAUGGAAACUCGAUCAUUCCAUCGAGCAGGUCCCAUUCAACUACGAGCCACUUCCACAUUUAAAGAGACGCGACAGACUGCAGAGAAGCGUAUCUUCAAGGUUGUCAACCUCAAACUCGACGAAUUCUUGGAGUUAUCUGAAUAUGACUGGAUGGCCGAGGAACGACAAGACCAACCAAGCCCAUAUUUGUUUGAUUUGGUGACGUUCUUGACAAACGUGAUCAAUGCUGCUUUACUUAACUUGCCAGAGUCAAUCAAGAGUCUCAUUUACUUUGACGCUUUGGAUCACUUAAGCCAUGCUAUGAUGGACCUUUUAUUGGAUCCAAAUGAGCCUGCUGUUACAGAUAUUGCUUUACAAAACUUCGAUGUCGAUGUUCAAUUCUUGGAAGAUUUCGUGAAAAACCUUGGUGACCCCACCAUUGUUGAUACGUUCUUGGAACUUCGCCAGCUUCUUACUUUGAUACAAUCAGACAAUGCUGAGGAGUUCCUCAACCCGCAACUGAAGAACAAAAAAUACGCAAGGAUUCAACCUCAGCAUGCUGUUAUUGUAAUGGAAAAGUAAGGAACAUCCAAAAUUUUGGGCUAGGUUUGCGAUCAUCAUAUUGACUUCUUUUGGCCAUCCUUAUAGGUUGAUGCGAGAUAUACCCACUACUACUCUACCAAGUGUUC
Molecule: messenger RNA, 2515 nt
Organism: Umbelopsis ramanniana AG
Lineage: Eukaryota; Fungi; Mucoromycota; Umbelopsidomycetes; Umbelopsidales; Umbelopsidaceae
Exons: 15
Coding region: 96-2408 (770 amino acids)
Biological process (GO): exocytosis; Golgi to plasma membrane transport; intracellular protein transport
Cellular component (GO): exocyst; membrane
Source: RefSeq, a predicted model, not a curated record